GGUCCACACAAUAGCACCCAGAAGAGUGAGUGCAAUGCCCGUAUGGAGCCGACUCUCUUGGAAGCGAUCUUCGCCAAUGUCCAACAGGCGCCAGCAGCCCCGGCUUUGGUGUACGCGCCGUUGUCUUCAAAGCCGCAGGUGCUGAGCUACAGUGCGGUCUGGGCGGCGGCGUGCGGUGCGGCCGCACGACUUGCGCAGCUGGCGGGAGAGGCAGAUGGACGGCACGUGGGGAUGAUGCUGGCAGGGGGCCCUACGCUGCCGCAGCUGGAGCUGGCGGUGCUGCUGGCGGGGUUGGCGCUAGUGCCGCUGAGCCCCUCAGAGCCUCUGCCGCGGCUCCGGCUGCAGCUGGAGGACUGCGGGCCCUUGCUGGCCACCAUCGUGGAUGGCUUGGAGGGCUUGGAGGCCGGAGGCCGCAUCCUGGUGGCUGCAGAGCUGCUGGCUGAGGCUGCCAGUCCUCCACUCACCUGGCCUUCCCGCGACGCUGUGUCUCACAUCUUCUUCACCUCAGGGAGCACGGGGCGGCCCAAGGGCUGCUGCUGCAGCUUUGGGAACCUGGAGGCAUACUGCCGCGCCAAGAAUCGCGCCCACCAGGUGGACCGCCAAAGCGUUGUCUUCGUUGGCAGCGCGCAUACCUUCGACCCGUCGCUCGGGGACUUCUUCAGCACGUGGCUGGCGGGCGCAUGCCUGGCGCAGGCGGAGGGACCCUUGGGGCCAGGCCUGCUGCGCACCAGGGCCAGCCACGUGCAGGCGACGCCUGCGCACUUCGCCACUGUUGAGGCGGAUCGCGUCUACGAGCUGCAGACUGUGGCUUUGGGAGGCGAGCUGAUGCCUCAGCCGGUCUUGGACACCUGGGCUGGCCGAGUGCGCCUGUUGAAUACCUACGGGGUUACGGAGUGCACCGUGUACCAGGCCUUUGCAGCACUGGCGCCGGGCGCCAGCCGCCGGCGCCUGGGUGAGCCGCUGGAAACGGCGGAGCUGCGCCUGGCGAAGGGCAAAGGCGAUGAUCCCGACCAAUGCGUGGAGGAGGGCAGUGAGGAGAUCGGGGAACUUUGGAUCUUUGGGGCGCAGGUUGGACUUGGCUACCUCAGGCGCCCAGAGCUCACCGCGGAGCGCUUCCGGCACGAUGCGGACGGCCGCCGAGGGUUUCGCAGUGGCGACCUGGCAGUUUCCAAGGCCUCAGGGGAGUGGCACUUGUUGGGCCGCCGCGACGGCAUGGUGAAGCUGCGCGGGCGCCGCGUGGAGCUGGGCGAGGUGGAGGAGGUGGCCCAAAGUGUCGCGCCAGAGCUCCUGGCUUCAGCGUGCUGCGUGCUGGUGGAGGGGUUGCUGGUGCUCUAUUGCGUGCUGCAAGGCGGCUCACGCGGCGAGUUGGCCGCCUGCGCGCUGGUGAAGACGCUGCUGGCGGAGCGGCUGCCGACGCACAUGGUCCCCGCGCGGGUGGUGCCGGUGGAGGAGCUUCCGCUCACCAGCAGUGGCAAGGUUUCCCGGCGCGCGCUGGCGCAGUGGGCCCUUCCCCCGCUGGCCCUGGGAGCCUCGGCGCCGAGGACCGGCGCGGCGGAGCAGGUGGCGGCGGCUUGGCGGGAGGUGCUGGGUGUGUCGGUGACCCUCCGCAGCGAUUUCCUGGCGCUGGGCGGAGACUCCAUGGCUGCACUGCGGGUCUGCCAGCGCCUGGCAAUGAGGUGCGAACUCGACGGCGGUACCUUUGGCGAAGCCCUGCCCGAACCGCUGCUGCCGGGCCAUUUGCUGAGCAAGCCUCGUUUGGCGGACUACCUGCAGCACUUGCAGAGGUCGGUUUUGGGGAGCCAUUUUGCAGCACCCGAAGAAGCGGCGGAGGAGGAGGAGGAGGAGGAUGAGGUCCGGGGAGACGAGCUGAUGUCCCGCGGCGAAGUGCUGCACUACGCCGCCGGGGUCGGCGCAACGGAGGUGCUGCGAAUCCUGCUGCGGCCUGGGCUGCUUCCGGAGCGGAAUGCGCGGAGCCCCCUGCACGCGGCCUGUUUGCAGGGCCACCUGGAGGCGGCGCAGCUCCUGCUGCAGGCGCGGGCCUGCGCCGGGUGCCAGGACUCCAAGGGGGUUCAGCCACUGCACCUGGCGGCCUUCGGUGGGGCCGGUCACGCCCUGGAGCUGCUUCGUCUGCUGCUGGCGCACCGCGCGGCGGGCGCCUCCGCUGACGCGGAGAAGCAGACGGCGCUGCAUUGGGCGGCCAGGGGUGGGGCCAAGACGGCACUGCUGGAGGAGUUGCUGAAGGAAGGGCCGAGAAAGGGCCGCGCCAAAGGAUUCGGCGUGGACGCCCAGGACGCCUUCGGAAGAUCUCCGCUGCACUGGGCAGUGGUGAACGGCCACAGGUCGGCGGUAGUGGCGCUACUGGCCGCAGGCGCGGACCGCACUCUGCGGGACGGCGCCGGGGAGACGCCCCUGGCGGUGGCGGAGCGCAGGGCGCAGUGCCGGGCACAGGACCGGCCGCAAGACAUGGGCGCCUCCGUCUUCGGCGAUAUCGCCACGCUGCUGGGCGGAUCUGCCAGCACAGCCAGGUCGUGAUCGCA
Messenger RNA from Effrenium voratum, 2537 nucleotides. The record is from the annotation of a GenBank genome assembly. NCBI's taxonomy places the organism in Eukaryota, Dinophyceae, Suessiales, Symbiodiniaceae.